Molecule: messenger RNA, 3767 nt
Organism: Bufo gargarizans (Asiatic toad)
Lineage: Eukaryota; Metazoa; Chordata; Amphibia; Anura; Bufonidae
Gene: CBX7
Product: chromobox 7
Exons: 7
Coding region: 639-1493 (284 amino acids)
Biological process (GO): negative regulation of transcription by RNA polymerase II
Cellular component (GO): PRC1 complex
Source: RefSeq, a predicted model, not a curated record
CCCCUCCCACCGUGCGCGUUCACGGAGUGACGUCACCAGAGGCUCCCUCCCACUAGUACGAGGCUCCCGAGGUGAUGCUGCGCGAUCCCUGAAAAUGUUGCGCAGGUUGUAAUGCAAAGAAGAGGAGGAGGAGAAGAAGGAGCAGCGUCGGCGGGAGCGGUCCGGGAGUCCUGCACAUCUCACCGCCUGCAUCACUGAGGGAGGAGGCCGAGCAUUCUGCAGCAGCAGCAGCCUAGUGCACCACAAGAAGAGGCAGUCAUUGCGAACUUGCAAGAAGUAGGACACGGUAUCUGAAGAGAAAGGGAGCUGUGUGCCCGGACUGCGGCAGUGGGCACCUCCAGAUUUAGGAAUUAGGCGGCCUGCUAGGAGAAGGGGUGUGGGCAUCCGAAGAUUAGCACCCAUACUGCUAGGAAUAAGUGAAGGAGAAGACUCAGCGCCCCCAGCUGUGGCAGCGUACUGGCAGGCACGUAGUGUGGCACGGCACCCUUGGCACUCGUGCAUUGCAGAGAGGGGGGUGUGUCAUCUGCCUCUCUCACUCUGCAAUAGAAGAGAAGCCUCUAUCUGCAUUGAGAGGAGGGGGUCUGUCUGCUAGUGGACUGGAGACCACCUGGCACAGAGAAACAACGCCAGAUAUUGGCAUGGAGCUGUCUGCCAUUGGAGAGCAAGUGUUUGCAGUAGAGAGCAUUCGCAAGAAGAGGGUAAGAAAGGGUAAAGUGGAAUAUCUAGUGAAGUGGAAAGGCUGGCCCCCCAAGUACAGCACGUGGGAACCAGAAGAACACAUUUUGGACCCACGUCUUGUUUUGGCAUAUGAAGAAAAGGAAGAAAAAGAAAGAGCCUCUGGGUGCAGAAAACGAGGCCCAAAACCUAAACGCCUCCUACUGCAGAGGCUUUAUGGUAUGGACCUACGCAGUGCACACAAGUCCAAAGAGAGAAAACUCUGCUUUUCCUUGUCUCGGAGGUUCAGCAGUGGUCUCGGCUCUAAACCCACAACAACUUCCACAGUGCCAGAGAAAGCCAAAUCACUGCAGUUCCCCCUCAGCAAGCAGCGUAAAGGGAGGAAGUUUUUGUGCCUCUCACGCAAGAAGUUUCUACGCGUAUCAACCUAUGAGCCACUGACUCGCCGAACAGAUUUCUUUGCCAAGGAGGAUGAAAAGGAAGAAGCUCAAAGCAUCCCUGAUUGGCAUGAAGAGAAACCAGCAGAGGAAGAUGCACAUGAAGACGAAACGAUGCAUGAGGCUGACAUUAAGGCUCUGGAGCUCACAGAAUCGAGAAGGAGGGAGAGAUCCCACUUACAGAAAAGCUGGAGGCUCGGUGAUCUUCGGAAGCAGUGUAGAAAUGACACAAAAUCAGAUACCGCUCCUCUUUGGCUCCCUGCCCUCCCCUUGCCCAGUGAGAUUACUGUUACAGACAUCACUUCAAAUUCCAUCACGGUGACUUUCCGUGAAGCCCGAUGUGCAGAAGGCUUUUUUCGGGACCGCAGUGGUGAAUGCUAGUUGCUGUAAUCAUUCUUUUCUCUUCCUCCCCUGAAAUGAAGUAUACAGACUAAAAAUAACAGUAAACAAAGGAGAGAUUCCUCCAUAAAAAGGCCUGUAUAACAGUGCAGAACAGUGGUCCUGUUUUAGGAAGAGUGUGUUUUUUUUUUUUUUUUGGUUUUUUUUUGUUUUGUUUUUUUCCCCCGACUCCAGAAACUUCAUUAACAUUGCUUACAUUGUUUCCUGAAUAACUAGAAGGCUUCAACAACUGGUCCUUCUCUUUGAGAAAGUCACAUGGAGAUAUUCUGAUAUACAGAUGCUGUUUCAUAUGGUCAUUGUAAAUGAUGGCUGCUUUGACAGUAUGUAGUUUGUGUUUGCUUUUAUUCGGAAGUAUGAAGCUGUGCUCUUCCUGUGCAUGGAUGGAGAAUUUAUCUUUCACAUGGAUUUUAGAGAGAGAAGUUGCAUUUAUAGUACAUAAAUGGAAAACCUGAAAUAACGCAUCACUUUCAUGCAUACAUCCUACACUUUGUACUAUAACUCUAAUAGGAAUACUCAUGAUUGAACGCCAUGCAUAAUGGCAAUGUGUAUCCAUCAAUGGUUUAGCUACAGUAAUAUCCCAUGCUGAUACAGCAGAUGAAAUCUGUGUAUCCAUACAGCACCUUAGGAGUACCAAACUGAAAUUACUGCACUUACACUCGGUAUACUACAUAAUAGACCUAUGUCCGCAUAUAAAUAGUGUAACAUUUGCAGCUGUGCUAAUGAAACUUGGUUGAUAACAAAGUCAGAGUUCUUGAAUUUUACAGCUUAUAUUAUACAUGUGUGCUACAGAUGUCUAUCUGAUACUAUAUGCACAGGAUCUAUAUGUACCCCUGCUUGUUGGCUACAGACCACAAUGCCCAGGUCAGUCUAUUAUCCUGAUUGGUUAAUCGUUUGCUAUACUGUAGUAGCUAAUGACGCAUGCAUCUGCACUGACUACUAGUCCGUCACUGUUUUUGUAAACGCAAAGUGUGUAGCAACACAUACAUGUCUAUUUCUGACUGAGCAGCAGUGAUUCAUUAAUACAAAUAAGAACCAUGAAGCUACUGCUAUUUACCAUGUAGAAUACAUUGCUGUAUAUCUGGAUACAGUUGCUGCUUUACUUACUGGUUUGCUAAUACCUUUGUAUUUCAGGCCUCUAAGGAAAACCUUAAAAAAAAAGUAUUUUCUAGUUCUAUUUCUAGUAUGAAAUAUGAAAUGCAGAUAGUUACAUGAAACUUCUCCUUUAGCAAUAAGAGCCUAUAAAGGGGGAUGUCACACAGGUUUUUGGGGCAUUUUCUUUAACCAAAACCAGAAGUGGGUUGGAAAGAAAUUUGAAAUAUAAAGAUAGCACUUACACGUCUCCUCCCUGUUGGAUCAACUCCUGGCUUUGGCUCAAAAAAAAAACAAAAAAAAAAAAGCUUUGUGUGACACCAUCACUAGAUUAAGUAUCGUAAAGGGAACCUGUCACCCCCUUUAUGCUGAAGUAAUGACCGACAUGGUGAAACAACAAUCUAUCACUUGUCUGCUAAUGUAAAGUGGCUGCUGUGAACUUAAGCCCUGAUUUAUCAACAGGACAAUUUUGAAAGUUGUCUUCACAUUUGUCUGUCUGUGUAAAGGUAACAGUCUGUGUGCCAAAUUUAGGAAAGUGGCAUCCAGCACUUGUUAUUUUUAGCACAGGCAAAGCAUCACAUUGUGGCUUAUUGUCGCCUGCCACAGCCCAGGUCAGGAGUGGAGAGCAGCUGAGACUUCCCCAAUAAUAAAUCGAUAAAUGUGUCUUACACUAAAAAGAACAAAAGUCGCAAUUUACUCCAAAAUAAAUACAAAGCCAGUUUGAUAAAUCAAUAGUUUAAUGCUAACAGUGCUCACCAGGUCCAGUGAAGAGACCAGGUUAUUCAUGACUCCCUGAUUUCCCCUACUACCGUCCUGUUAUUGGGGAAACACAUGAGUACUUGUGACCGUUCUCUGGUGACUCUUCUCCGAAGGGUCCUGUCAUUAUUCAACUGUAAGUUCUCAGCAGCCAUUUUACUCUAGCAGAUAAGUGACAGGUAACUGAUUUCAACAUGUCUGGUGGUGACUGGUUUCCUUUGAAAGGGAUGUGUCACAAUGACAACCCUAUCCAUAUGCCCUGUAGAACAUAUGGACAUCAUAGAAAGGGCUCCCCAACAAUGAGACAGUACAGAGAGCCACAAAGUAAGAAUGGCUCCAACAGCUUCUGUUUUAAUGUGUCAGCACUUCCAAAGGGCGGCCCCAAGAGCUGAACUACAGACCACGAGUGAG